Messenger RNA from Aspergillus alliaceus, 3793 nucleotides. RefSeq lists its product as uncharacterized. The transcript is spliced from 2 exons. NCBI's taxonomy places the organism in Eukaryota, Fungi, Ascomycota, Eurotiomycetes, Eurotiales, Aspergillaceae. The coding region runs from base 188 to 3652 and encodes 1154 amino acids. Gene Ontology annotation, cellular component: HDA1 complex. The record is from RefSeq and is a predicted model, not a curated record.
GAAUUUCAUACUCCAAUUCACUUCUCUAGUAUUUCCAUUGUUGUGCUUGUGCAAGUUCAGUUCCACUUUCACAAGUGCUUAUUUCCCCAAGUAGGUCCCAGUUAUAUUUUACUUUUCUUUGCACUUAGUUGUUUUAUUUUACCACCAUGGAUUUCCUCACUUCGGCGAUGUUCUUGGGACGCGCAUAAUGUGGCGCAAGCGCAAGGUCUCCUCUUCUGUAUCAACACAUUCAACAGCUGAACCCCGGAAGAAAAAGCGGAAAAAUAAUUACAUCGUCAUCUCAAGCGUCGAAGAACACGACAACGAAAGCUCUCAGUUAGCUGAAGACGAAUGGUAUAUUAACUGUAUCCUUGACGAAACAGAAUCUCAUUAUCUUAUUGAUUGGGAGGGCCCUUGGUCACCAACUUGGGAACCAAAGGAACACGCCAACGACGCUGCAAUUCAGGUCUGGGAAGAGAAGAAGACACACUGUCACUCCCAGAACGAUAGUCAUCUUGCUGAAAUUUUAGAAACACAGUCAGCUGCUCAGGCCUCUCAGGAUCAUAGUGUAGAGUGCAUCAACUCAUCAGAACAGCCUCUGGGACAGCGUGGGAAUUCACCAUUAUUUGUUCCUGUCGAUAUUGUAUCUGAACCAGGUCCACCUCUGGAGGACAGCCGAUGGUUUGAAGUCCCAGAAUCAAAUCAAGGAACACCUGCAGCUUCUACACGCCGGCACAGUGGCUUGACUGUGCUAAUUCCAUUACCAGCCGCACCGUCAGAGGCUACAUGUGUGUUUGAGUAUAGCCCAAAUACAUCUAUCCCACUGGAAUAUCUCCUUCCAGGCGAAGUUCAAAGUUACCUUGCAACUCAAAUCGCUCAGAGUCCCAGUGGAACUCCGGCUUCUUCUAUCGAAACCCCGAAAUCUAGCAGCUCAUUGCCGCUCGAGACUAUCCGAGGAUCCCCAAGGGCCAGGUCAACCACAUCACCCAUCAUCCAAGAACCGUCUAAGACACCGGCCUGCGGCCUACGUGAAGAAUUAGAUGGGAUAGCAGAGACACCGCCUGUUACUUUGGCCAUUGUUGAAAGGGAAAAACCGUCUCGGUAUCCUCUAUCGAGCCCUUCUGAUUCUCAGGAUACCCUGUCCUCAGGAAGCUGCUUCUCCGGUUAUAGUUCGCUACUAUCUCAGCUAUUCCUAUCUGGGAGUCGUUUCUCCAAAGGCCAUAUUACAACCAAUCGAACGAGGUCUAUUGUACCAGAAUCAAAUCCAAGCACAUCACAGGGGUCAACACAACCUUUCAUUCAACUCUUGGACCAGGGAUCAUUAUCUGUAGGACAAAGUAAUAGGGCAUCAGAAAUGUCUACCGAGAAUAUGGAGGACCACCAAAAAAAGGAGGUGCCAUCAUUGGCUGAAACUAUGGAGAAAUAUAGCCACUACGAAGGAGCAACCCCGAGAGAGAAGAUGAAGAACGCGUACGCGCAAUUGAACGCAAAAGCAAAUUCUCUCCAGGCUGCUGAUUCGAGCGUGACUCCGUCAUCUAUAGGAGAUAUUGAACCCUCGGCACCUGCUUCCGUGCCGGAGGCAACAGCACCUCUAAGUGUUAGAGUUGACAAGGAACCCACUAUUCACCACCCUGGACCAGGAAGGAAAACUGCUAUAUCGGAACCACUUGAAGAGAUGUCCCAACAACAACAACAUGGCAUACAAACUAUUCAACCAAGCGCCUUGACGGUCACUCAUACCGAAGAGGUUCCUCUCGGAUCGGCGCACCUUGGCCCAUGUGAAUACGCCGUGCCACUCCCUAUGGACUCUAGAGUUAAAGAUGACUACGAACGAGUCUUGAUGAAUGAAACUCAGAGUAUUCGAGAUUUUCUCAGAGGAUCAAGCUCUCUAGGAGACUUCAACGGACAUGAGGAACGUCUUGUGGCAAAGAUGCGCGAGGUGUUAGGAAGUCUUAGCAACGUUGCGACACAUCCUGAUCUUAAUAUUGCGGAGCAUAUCAAGGAUUCAGAUUCAGACCUAAGGAAGGAAGCAGCUUGGGCUGAGUACUCCAGCGCAAAGUUUCUAUUUCUAGGCUACCUUGUAGAAAUUGCAAGUAGCCGGGAUAUUCACUUGGUGGUUAUGGUAAAUGGAGAUAAAACCCAAAAGGUGGUCGAACGAUAUCUAAUGGGCAAAGGCCUUGUAUACACUCGACCUCGGGAGGGGAUGGGGCCCGGCACUAAUUUGGAAAUUUCUUUGGUAAAGGGUUCCUUGAGUUUUGGGAUCCAGUCAACACACAAUGAAGGGGUUCUAGAAAGAUACAAGUCUCCCUCUGCAAUCAUUGCACUGGACUCAUCUUUGAAUGUGAAGAGUCCUUCGAUUGAACAUAUGCGAACUACAUUUGCUCGUAACGGAAGCCUACUUCCCGUCAUUCGGCUUAUUGUCUCAAACUCUAGCGAGCACAUUGAGCUCUGUUUCCCAGAUCCUCCAGAGCUACAGCGUCUUCAAUUAAUCAUCCAGUAUACCGUGCGUCUUCGUGAUAUAGUAGGUGAUUUGCAGGACGAUGCCCUUGGGGUACGGGAAGAUGUGGAAGAGAUUCUGUCUUGGCUUUUUUCGGAUCAUUUUGGCGUUAGCUGGCCAUUAACCUCCGUGGAACCUUUGUAUAUUGUGAGCUCAAAUGAGCUGUCUUCCGCUCAACUUGAAGCUCAUCCUCAGACGAAUACUGAAGGUACACCGAUCCCGAACGCUCAGGCUCCAAAACGUUUGUUCGUGGAAGUCUCGGGAGAGCAUCCUUCCAAACGACCUAGAAUGGAGCUGUCCCAGGAUAAUACUCAGCUUACCGACUCAACGACAUUCCCCAGCCAAACCCUGGAUAGUGGUCUGCAUGCAUUGGAGCAAAACCUCGUGCAGAUGAGAACUGCCCAUGAGGCGGAGCUCCAGAAAUUCCAAAAGGCAUUGGCGGACAUGCAAUCUCGCUUACAAGAAAGAGAGACACUGCUUGAGUCGCUCCAGCAUCGUUAUGAAACUCGGACUAAAGAUAUCCACAAAAUCCGCCAAGAGCGAGAUCGUUUGGUCGAAGCUAAAGCUACAUCGGACCAGAAAAUGGAAAAGCAGAGAGAGGAGAUAAGCAAACUAAAGGAUGAGCGUACCCAGCUAAGGCACGAUCUCGAGCAGGCAAGGGAAGAGAUCAAAUCUGGAGGGGGUGGUGUUGCAGAGCUAGAGACCGCCCGAGAAGACAUUCGGCGCUUAACAAGAGACAACGUUGUCUUGGAACGAAAGGCAGAAUAUGAGGCCAAGCAAGCUGAGUAUACUCGCGAGCAGUACCAGACCGCUUCGAAUGUAGCGGCCCAAACUGGUAAUGAAGUUCGCCAACUUCGGGAAGAGAACGAAGAACUGAAGCGUAAAAUUGCUGGCAAUGCUAGUCGCCUACGACAAAUCAAUAUCGAGAACGACGGGGCGCGACAUCUUUCUCGUAUAUCCGAAUUGGAAGCUACCCUCUCGGCUCGUGAGGAUCUAUUACGCCGAAAAGAAGAUGAGCUGCGGGAGAUCCGCAAAAACCGACCUUCCACCAGAUCAACGAGCACUCAACCUCGUAGUCCAAGGCUGGCCGCGGGGAGCCGGCCCACGAGCCCAGGGAUCAAUAAUCAUAAUGGACGUGGCAGCGCGUUGAGGUUCAGCUCUGAAAUGUCCGUUUAAGGAAGGGUCUUACUUGUUUUGCAUAAACCCACACCUGUUCAGAGAGGAACUUCCUUUUUGAUAUCAUUAUUUUUGUUUAGUUUUUAAUUUUAUUUUUGUAGCGGCUCCACCGGUUAUCGUCAUCAAGUCUAUGACGCUUAC